Messenger RNA from Nanorana parkeri, 3225 nucleotides. RefSeq names its product neurotrophic receptor tyrosine kinase 2 (gene NTRK2). The transcript is spliced from 17 exons. Gene Ontology annotation, molecular function: brain-derived neurotrophic factor binding; brain-derived neurotrophic factor receptor activity; ATP binding. NCBI's taxonomy places the organism in Eukaryota, Metazoa, Chordata, Amphibia, Anura, Dicroglossidae. Gene Ontology annotation, biological process: cell surface receptor protein tyrosine kinase signaling pathway; trans-synaptic signaling by neuropeptide, modulating synaptic transmission; multicellular organism development. Gene Ontology annotation, cellular component: signaling receptor complex; plasma membrane; axon. The coding region runs from base 69 to 2531 and encodes 820 amino acids. The record is from RefSeq and is a predicted model, not a curated record.
UCAGCUUUGGGGAUUGGAGGAGGAUUUGCCUCGCUUGCCAAGGGUGUUCCCUGGACUUGACAGCCGGUAUGGGCCUUUGGAAAAGGUUAGCUGGCCCCGAUUUAGCCCAGGUGUGGGGCGCUUGCUGGAUCUUGCUGGUCUUAUUGUGGAGGGGACUGGCCUGUCCUGACUCGUGCACUUGUAACUCCACUAGGAUCGCAUGUGACAAGACACCAGGCAUUGGAGCUUUCCCAGUGCUGAAGAACCUCUCCCAGGCUGAGAACAUCACUGACAUCUACAUUGCAAACCAACGUUUUUUCGCCUCAAUCAAUGAAGAUGAUGUUAAGAUUUAUACCGGCCUCAGAAAUCUAACCGUGGUAGAGUCUGGCCUGAAGUUUGUGUCUCGCCAGGCAUUCCGCAAGAACCUCAAACUUACUUACAUAGACCUUUCCAGAAAUAAGCUGACAACUUUAAACAGAAGAUUAUUUCGACAUCUCUCACUGACACACCUACUUUUGGGCGACAAUCCAUUCCAGUGUUCCUGUGAUAUAAUGUGGAUAAAGGUGUUUCAAGAGGCAAGCAUGUUCAACAUGGACAAGCAGAACAUAAUCUGUCUCAAUGAGAAUGAUAAGAGGAUAACGCUGACAUUUAUGCACAUAUCCAACUGUGUUUUGCCGAAAGUAAAUGUCAGCGUGAUAGAACUCAUGGUUCUGGAAGGCAACAGUGCGACAGUGUAUUGUGAAGCCACUGGGCUCCCUGACCCUAAUGUCUCUUGGGACAUAUCCCAGAUUAAGUCAAAUACCCUGAUAGAAAUGUCAAAACAUACUGCUUUCCUCACUUUGAAGAAUGUGACAUCACUGGACAAUACAAAAACCCUGGUUUGUUCAGCAGAAAAUAUUGUGGGAGAGGACCAAGUUGUUGUUGAGCUCAAUGUACACUUUCCACCAAACAUCACCCUAAUAGACUAUCCAACUUUGGACCAUCACUGGUGUAUCCCUUUCAGUGUAAGGGGUAACCCAGUUCCGAAGUUGCAGUGGUUUUACGAAGGAAUCGUUCUAAGCGAUACAGAUUUUAUUUGGAGUAAAAUUCAUCAAUCAAGCAACAACAUGAGUGAACAUCAUGGUUGCCUACAGCUAGACAGCCCAACACACUUGAACAAUGGCUUUUAUACAUUACAAGCAGAAAAUCAAUAUGGAAAAGAUGAGCGCACAAUUAUGGCUCAGUUUAUGAGUGACCCUGAUAUUGGUGGCCCAAUUACUGACCCUGGAUUUUAUGAUUAUGAGACCACCUCCAAUGAUAUUGGGGGGACCAGCACAGACAAUAGCAAUGGAGUCACUUCUACAGACGUCUCUAAUGAAGGGAGUGAAGACAGCAUUACAGUUUAUGUGGUAGUUGGUAUUGCAGCAUUGGUAUGCACUGGUCUGGUAAUAAUGCUAGUAAUCUUGAAGUUUGGAAGACACUCCAAAUUUGGAUUAAAAGGUCCCUCUUCUGUGAUCAGUAAUGAUGACGAUUCAGCCAGCCCUCUGCACCAUAUUUCAAAUGGUAGCAACACACCAUCUUCUUCAGAAGGAGGUCCUGAUGCAGUAAUAAUUGGUAUGACAAAGAUCCCCGUCAUUGAAAAUCCCCAGUAUUUUGGAAUUACCAAUAGCCAUCUUAAACCGGAUACAUUUGUACAACACAUAAAAAGGCACAACAUCGUCCUAAAGAGAGAACUGGGAGAAGGAGCAUUUGGCAAAGUGUUUCUUGCAGAAUGUUAUAACCUGUACCCAGAGCAGGAUAAAAUCCUUGUGGCAGUAAAGACACUAAAAGACGCUAGCGACAAUGCACGGAAAGACUUCCAUCGGGAGGCUGAAUUAUUGACAAACUUGCAGCAUGAACAUAUUGUAACGUUUUAUGGGGUGUGUGUGGAGGGAGACCCACUUAUUAUGGUCUUUGAAUAUAUGAAGCAUGGUGACCUCAACAAGUUCUUAAGGGCCCAUGGUCCUGAUGCCGUGCUUAUGGCAGAAGGGAACCGCCCCGCUGAACUGUCUCAGUCUCAGAUGCUACACAUAGCCCAGCAGAUUGCAGCAGGUAUGGUGUACCUAGCCUCACAGCACUUCGUUCAUCGAGAUCUGGCAACAAGGAACUGCCUGGUGGGAGAGAACCUCUUAGUAAAAAUUGGAGACUUUGGAAUGUCUAGAGAUGUGUACAGCACUGAUUACUACAGGGUUGGAGGACAUACUAUGCUGCCUAUUCGUUGGAUGCCUCCUGAGAGCAUCAUGUACAGGAAAUUCACAACAGAAAGUGAUGUCUGGAGUCUAGGAGUGGUACUAUGGGAAAUUUUCACCUAUGGGAAACAACCAUGGUACCAAUUAUCCAAUAAUGAGGUGAUUGAGUGCAUAACACAAGGCAGAGUCUUGCAGCGACCUCGCACUUGUCCGAAGGAAGUCUACGACCUUAUGUUGGGGUGCUGGCAGAGAGAGCCUCACAUGAGGUUGAAUAUCAAAGAAAUCCAUAGCCUACUUCAGAACUUGUCCAAGGCAUCCCCUGUAUACCUUGACAUUCUUGGCUAGACAUUCCAGGUUUCACCUGUAUGGGCUUGAUGAAUGAAUGUGGUGAACGGCCGCUGAACUCCGUGAAAUGUGUUAUAACCUCUGACAGUAUUAUUAACAAAGAUGCUGAGAAGCUAUCAAAGGGCAAGCAACAAAAACUUCUCCAUCUGUACAAUACACAGUAUUGAUAUUUGCCAUUAAUAAGUUGUAUCUUUUUAUUCUGAGCCUAAAUCUUCUUUUACUCUUACUUUUCCUCAGUCUAUGUUUGGUUGUCUCUCACAGUUCCUCUUUCUACAUGCUUAUGCCUUUAUGUAACUCAGCAUACAUAGACAAAGGCCUUAAAACCUUAUCUGUUAAUCAGCUGGCACGCAUGUCUGUCCACCACAUCUAACAAUGCCUUCUUGUAUUCCUGCCUUUGAUGUGGAUGAAAAAAGGGAAAAAAAUAUUGUAUGACACGGACUUGAUGACUUCUGCUGUACAUACAUAUAGACUUUAAAUGACUGUCGCUCACUUCUACGUUUUUGGCUAUGUGCACUACCAAGAAACUUUUUGGACAUCAUGAGUAUGUGAUUGCUAUAUUAAGGAGACAUAACAAUGGAGUCAAGUUUAACCAUCUACCUAAAGCAAUUUGAGGAAAUACAAUCAAUGCAUAUAAGAAGAGAAUAAAUCCACCAUGCUCUCUAUGUGGCUAGUCUUCUAUCACCAUAUAGGCCAU